CUCAUUGGCCGCGCCCGUCACGCGGGUCUUGGUACCCACUGGGUUUCUUUCUCUGAACCCUGCAGCGGCGGUCCCCGCCUCAGCUCGGGCGGCUGUAACCGGUUUGGGGCAGGAAGCGGCUCAGUCAUCACAGGGCUCCUGCUUGAGCGGUGGGUGAGAGGGAGGACGGCAGAAAGGGGGAAAUACAAAGGAAGCGUCGCCCUUACCUCGGGCGGGGGAAGGAACCGUCGCCGUCCAUCAACCCCCCUGCCGACGACCUUCUCCGCCUCCAGUAGACUGGAUACAGCAGCCAUUAAGCAUCAUUCACAAGUAUGGCUCAUUGUCAAGUUACCUUUGCAGUAAGAGGAGAAUCUCCUCCAGGAGUGGUUUUAGCCAUAUGUGGAAACUGCAAAGCUCUGGGAAACUGGGAUCCACAAUGUGCAGUAAUCCUUCAACCUGAAGAUGAGGCUGGUGAUGCCCUGGUCUGGAAAGCUACUGUUGACCUCCCUAAAGGAGAUGACAUUGUAUAUCGGUACUUUCGGGGGAUCUUUUUACAUCCUCAGAAAACCGAUGGUCCUUGCCAAGUCAUAAUUCACAAGUGGGAGACUCAUCUACAUCCACGAUCAAUAACCCCUUUAGAGGAUAUGUCUCUGGAUGAUGGAUACUUUGGGAUCUAUGAUAAAGUGGAAAGAGUCGAUUCUGGGUGGCUGACGUGUCAGACAGAAAUACGACUGCGCCUGCAUUUUUCUGAAAAGCCACCUGUAUCUAUAUCUAAGAAAAAAUUUAAGAAGUCUAGAUUUAGGGUGAAACUCACUCUGGAAGGCUUGGAGGAGGAGGGGGAAGAUGACGAUGACGGUGAUGACAGAUUGUCUCCUACAAUUCAGCAGAAAAUGGCAAACACACUAGGGAUCUCCGCAAUAAGUGACACUAUAUCCCAGUUUCGGCAGUCUCAGCCAGAAUGUGGCUAUGCCUUACGGCCUGACCGGUGGACAGAAUACAGCAUCCUUACCAUGGAGCCAGACAAUCUGGAAUUAAUCUUUGAUUUUUUUGAGGAGGAUCUUAGUGAAACAGUGAUACAAGGAGAUGCACUUCCAGGCCAUGUGGGCUCUGCGUGUUUGCUGUCCUCCACAAUUGCAGAACUGGGAAAGAGCUGUGGUAUUCUCACGCUUCCUAUCAUGAGCAGAAUUUCACGAAAAACCAUCGGAAAAGUUAGAGUCAGCUAUAUAGUUAUUAAGCCAAUUCAGGGAUACAAGUGUGAUAUGCGAGUUUCAUUUAGCAAAUACUGGAAACCAAGAGGAGGGCUAGACGUUGGACAUCGAGGUGCGGGAAACUCUACAACUACCACCAAGCUUGCUAAACUUCGAGAGAAUACAGUUGCUUCUUUAAAGAGUGCAGCUAGACAUGGAGCAGCCCUUGUGGAGUUUGAUGUACAUCUUUCUAAGGAUCAAGUUCCCAUCAUAUAUCAUGAUCUUACUUGCUGUAUGGCCAUGAAAAAGAAAGAUGAAUCUGAGUCAUUGGAGCUGUUUGAGAUUCCGGUGAAAGAGCUGACAUUUGCCCAGCUGGAGUUACUAAAGCUGGCGCAUGUGACAGCCUUGAAAUCUAAAGACAGCCAAGAGUCAUUUAAAGAAGACCAAAAUGCUCCUUCUGAUAUGCAGCCUUUCCCCUCUCUCCAAACGAUAUUAGAAGCUAUUCCUGAAGAUGUUGGGUUUAAUAUAGAAAUAAAAUGGAUCUGUCAGCAAAGGGAUGGGGUAUGGGAUGGUAAUCUUUCAACCUACUUCGACAUGAAUGUCUACCUAGAUAUAAUUUUGAAAACUGUUCUAAUGAAGGCCGGAAGGAGAAGGAUUAUAUUUUCUUCAUUUGAUGCAGACAUAUGUUCAAUGGUGAGGCAGAAACAAAACAAAUAUCCUAUAUUGUUUCUAACUCAAGGAAAAUGUAAAAGUUAUCCAGAACUGAUGGAUCUCAGAUGUCGUACAACAUCAAUUGCUAUGAACUUUGCACAAUAUGAAAAUAUCCUGGGAAUCAAUGCGCAUGCAGAAGAGUUGCUGAAGAAUCCAUCAAUUAUUAAUGAGGCAGUUUCGAAAGGCUUGGUUGUCUUCUGCUGGGGCGAUGAGGCAAAUGACUCGGAGAACAGGAAAAAGCUGAGGGGAUUUGGUGUUCAUGGUCUGGUAUAUGACAGGAUUUAUGACUCGAUGCCUGAACAGCCAAAUAUAUUCCAGACCGAGCAGCUAGAACGACUGAAGCAGGAGGUACCAGAGCUGAAAAGCUGUGUUUGUCCCACUGUUAGCCACUUCAGUAAAAUAGGUCUAUGUAGAUGUCGCACUAGCUCUUUAAAAGCAAGAAUGGCAGAAAGCACUGAGAGUUUCUAGCAUCUCCCUGCUGAACAGGGAAUGUGCUUGAGGUGCACAUUUGCAGUUCUUUCCAAUGAAACCAAGCUACUAAUGCCUUUGCCUGUUCAUGUCUCCUGAUGAAGCAAUAACAUGUGGUUCACAGUAAUAUAUUAAAGAGUUGUUGCUGGAUUGUCAAAUCAUGCUAAGAUGCUUGGUCAGUGGUAAAGAUUGUUUCUUCUUCUUAUAUAGUCAGAACUGAUCAAUUUUAAGAUGAAAUCUGUGUACUGUAACAUACAAUCUGGUUUCUGAGCAAUCCAAAGUGCAAUACCUGCAUGUUGCUAGGAUCUGAGCUGCCAAAUGUCUUUGUAUAAAUGAAUUAACUCCAAGACUAGUCUGAUUUAAAUUAGCAAUGAAAACCGUACUGUAUAAAACUUGGCUUGCAGUAAGACGACCUCCAACGCAUGCAUUUGCACUGAUGCAUGCAUCUAUGCAUAUGUGUGCCAUCACAUUGCACAACUGCAGUUAAGUAUCUCUUUUUCCAUUGCCUUCAGGUUACUGCUAUCUCUGUGUGAGUGUGUGUUGGUUGUGGGGUUUGUGCUCUUUCUGUUUUCCCAGUGUACACUGCAAUGAAUGAUGUAAUGGCUGUGUUAUUAGCCUACAGGUGAAAAGUUCCUUUUCUUCCCUGUGUUUUUGUAUCCAGAUUUUGCUGAAGCAUUGAAGAUUGUAAAAUCACUAUAUACCAGAUUGCCAGCAUCAGACCAUAGGGUUAAAAAAAAAGUAUCAUUGUACUUAAUGGAGCAGAUGCGCAGGAUGUGAGCCAGUAAGUACUAAGCAUGAAGCGCAUUCUGCAGCAGUCCUUGUGCACUUGUGGUGCUAAUAAGAUGCAAGGGCAGUAAGGGCUGAAUAAAAAUGCUGAGUUUGCUGCUGGAAAACCUUAGGUUUUUGUGUGUAGGUGGUUAAAAUGAGGCUUGGACAUCUUAUUAUCUUCGUCUGGCCACUAAUAGAUAUGUGUGCGUUGAAAGCUAGAUUUGAUUCUUAUACAGGUAAUAGGCUUUCAAACUUUAUGGCCGCUGUACACUAUAACUUAUUCAAAAAUUAUGGUAUAGAGUAUCUUGUCACAUGUGUUCAAAAGCCCACAUCCCCUCCCCCUGCAAUAGCAGUUGAAGCUUGAUAAUCUGUAACUUUUCACGAAGUGUUAAGUGCAUGUAAUGUAAAUUCAAAAAAAGUAUUUUUCCUGCCUAUGGCAAAUUAUCCAGUUGAAACAAUACACUUGUAUGAUAUGAACCUUGUCACUGCAGUACAAAACUGAUUAUUUAAGGGUUCAAUAAAAGCAAGUAUGUACCUGUG
Molecule: messenger RNA, 3653 nt
Organism: Heteronotia binoei (common prickly gecko)
Lineage: Eukaryota; Metazoa; Chordata; Lepidosauria; Squamata; Gekkonidae
Gene: GPCPD1
Product: glycerophosphocholine phosphodiesterase 1
Exons: 20
Coding region: 312-2345 (677 amino acids)
Biological process (GO): glycerophospholipid catabolic process
Molecular function (GO): glycerophosphocholine phosphodiesterase activity; starch binding
Source: RefSeq, a predicted model, not a curated record